UAACGUUUUUUCUUGUUUUUAUCUACAAACUUUUCAUUCAUAACUUGCUUGAGCGAAGUAAGUUGUAAAUUCUCUUUCAGUUGGUGAAUAAUACGAGAGGUCAUUGGACAGAUUUUUUCAUAAGAUGAAUGUCCAAAUAUUGAAUCAUACUUGUAGUAAACGAGCCUAAAAUGCAAAAAAUAUUGUUUCUAUCAGCUAAGUUUCACAUACGCUUAUGUAUUCUGAACAUGUCUUUUCUUCCCAUAAAAGCAAACGCAAAUACGAAGUACUCUUUUCCCUCUUACAAACACAUACAAUCACGCUUGGGUGGACUAGUAUUUUAAUACAAGGUGCUAAUUUAAGGCCUUCAAGUAUUUAGUACAAAACGAUUAAAUAUUCGUUGCACAGAAAAUAAAGAAAAAAUAAAAGUUCGCCAAGUCGCCAACAAAUUGACUUACUUGAAGAAUUGUAUUUAAAUGCGAGCAUUGAGCGAAUUUUUUAUCAGUUAAAUUUUGCUCUACAACAGUAAAACAACUACCAAAAAUCAAAAUGUUCAAAUACUUCGUUUUCGUUUUCGUUGCCCUCUUCGCUUUCGCCGCUGCUGAGCCUAAGCCCGCUGUCGUAGCAGCGCCAUUCGCCUACUCAGCUCCUCUGGUCUCCUCUCCCUACACCGCUGCCUAUGCUGCCCCAUAUGCCGCUUACGCUGCCGCUCCCUAUGCCGCCUACGCUUCACCCUACGCCGCCUACUCCGCUUACCCAUACAGCGGCGCCUAUGUGCUCCGCAAGUAAACGGAAUGUAGCGAUUGACCUGUGACAACACCGAAUUGGAUUUGAUUGGCAAUGAAUUAAAAACACAAGAAAGAAUGAAAAAUUUUCCAAACAAGCAAAAAUAAAACACUUAUAUUAAAAACGAAA
This is a messenger RNA of Bactrocera oleae (olive fruit fly), 894 nucleotides long. The record is from RefSeq and is a predicted model, not a curated record. NCBI's taxonomy places the organism in Eukaryota, Metazoa, Arthropoda, Insecta, Diptera, Tephritidae.